This is a messenger RNA of Megalobrama amblycephala (Wuchang bream), 1930 nucleotides long. RefSeq names its product gastrula zinc finger protein XlCGF7.1-like. The record is from RefSeq and is a predicted model, not a curated record. The transcript is spliced from 3 exons. Lineage: Eukaryota; Metazoa; Chordata; Actinopteri; Cypriniformes; Xenocyprididae. Gene Ontology annotation, biological process: regulation of immune system process; negative regulation of transcription by RNA polymerase II; regulation of cytokine production. The coding region runs from base 585 to 1472 and encodes 295 amino acids.
AAUACUGUCACUGUAAUCGGUUGAAGGUGAAUACAAUGUUGAAUCCAUAUAUUGCAUAUUAUAAUUAUUGUGUAUUGUUAAUUAUGAUAGUGUGUUUGCUUCAUAACAGCGCGGAGAUGUGAUUUACUGAAUGCGGCCCCUUUAAGAAACGUGACACCGCGCGCACUGAGGAUGCGCAGAAGAGAGAAGUGCGCGAGACCCUCUAUAGAUUGUUUUCCUUCUCUCUCUCUCUCUCUCUCUCUCUCUCUCUGUCUCUCUCUCUCUCUGUCUUUGUUGUUUCCUUUGAUGCUAUUAUGAAUGCAACUUUAAGUGUAGGUUAUAAUGUUCUUGUUAAUGCAGUAAAAAGAGAGACAGAGAAGCGCGAGAGACGAGACGAGUGCUGAAACUUUCACCAUUUGAAGCUAAAAGUGACGCUGUUAACGAUCGUGAAUGAAGAUUUCCAGUUAGAGGGCCAGAGAUGAUCAAUUUAUAAUUGAAGCCCCUCCCACAACAAUUUACCAAUAAAUACUGGGAAUAUUCACAUCAUCCUACAAGAGAAGGACAAACUCCAGGUGUAGCAGCUGAAAUCUGUGUGACUGUUAAAGAUGGAGUUUAUUAAAGAGGAGAUUGAAGACAUGAGUGAUCCAGAACCAUCCAGAAUAAAACAUGAAGAUACUGAGGAACAAAUAGAUCAGAUGGAAGAGAAGGAGCAAAGACACAAACUAAAUGACAUAAAAAAACACUGUGACUUUAAAACUCAAGGAACAAAAGCCAAAAAGCUACACACCUGCUCACAGUGUGGAAAUAGUUUCACACAAAAAGGAACCCUUAAUGUACACAUGAGAAUUCACACUGGAGAAAAACCGUUUACAUGCACUCAGUGUGGAAAGAGUUUUUCUCGAGCAUCAGGUCUCAGAAUUCAUCUGCUCCGUCACUCUGGAGAAAAACCAUUCAAGUGUGAUCAGUGUGGUAAAGAUUUUAAUUUAUCACCACAACUAAAACAACACCUGAAGGUUCAUUCAGAUGAGAGGCCUUAUGUGUGUUCACUCUGUGGAAGGAGUUUUUCAAGGCUGGAUCAUUUUAAACAGCACCAGAAAACGCAUGAUGAAGUGAGAGAUCAUGUGUGUUGUGACUGUGGGAAGAGCUUUACUACAUCUAGUCAUCUGAAACAGCACCAAAGAAUUCAUACUGGAGAAAAACCUUACAAGUGCUCAUAUUGUGACAAGAGAUUCACUCAGUCUCCACACCUGAAAUCACAUGAGCGACUUCAUACUGGAGAGAAGCCGUACUACUGUACUAAGUGUGAUAAGAGUUUCAGUGAUUUAACAUGUUUGAGAAGUCAUCUGCUCCAUCAUUCUGGAGAAAAACCAUUUCACUGUGAUCAGUGUGGUAAAGAUUUUAUUUCAUCAUCACAUUUAAAACAACACCUGAACGUUCAUUCAGAUGAGAGGCCUUAUGUGUGUUCUCUCUGUGAAAGAGUUUUUCAUGGCUAAAGAGUUUUAAACAGCACCAGAAAACACACGAUGAAGUGAGAGAUCAUGUGUUUUGUGACUGUGGGAAGAGCUUUACUACAUCUAGUCACUUGAAACGGCACCAAAGAAUUCAUACUGGAGAAAAACCUUACAAGUGCUCAUAUUGUAACAAGACUUUCACUCAGUCCGGAAACCUGAAAAAACAUGAGCGAGUUCAUACUGGAGAGAAGCCGUACGACUGUACUCAGUGUGAGAAGAGUUUCACACGUUUACGAGGCCUUCAUGCUCAUAUAAAAAAAUGUUGCAAGUGAGAAACUUUUUUUUCAUAUAAGAUUUUUUUGUAUUUUACAGAGUUGUUUACAAUUCCUGGAUGUAUUGUUGUUGAUUCUUUUUUUUUUUCUCUUUUCUCUAGUUUUUAGGCCUAAUCUGACAAUGGUAAUAACAAUCAUGAAUGUUCAUUAAUGUACACUGUACAUUUU